UAUUAAUUUAAGAGAUAAUUCUAUAUUUUUGAAUUAUAAUGUUGACCAUGUUAUCUAAAGGAAAAUUAAUGCAGUUUCAACAAUGCAUUUUACAACUAUAAAUAGUCCAAGAACAAAGUCCAAUAUUAUUAAUUCUAACUGUUACUUCUCCUCUACCUCAGUUGGUUGCUCACUUCCCCAAAAAAUAAAAUAAAAAGACAAAUAUCAAUUUGGAGAAUGGAUACUGUAGAAAUGAAAGAUCUUGAGUCUCCCAAUUUAGGGAAUGAAAGAAAAUAUGAUGAAGUAUUUGUACAAGUGAAGAAGUUAUUGGUAUUAGCAGGGCCAUUAAUGUUAGUAAAUAUUUUGUUAUAUAGUUUACAAGUGAUAUCUGUUAUGUUUAUUGGUCAUCAAGGAGUGUUAGCUCUUUCUGGUGCUUCAAUGGCUACUUCCUUUGCCUUUGUCACCGGCUUCGGCUUGUUGAUGGGAAUGGGAAGUGCGUUGGAAACACUGUGUGGUCAAUCAUAUGGUGCGAAUCAAUGUCAUAUGCUUGGGAUUCAUAUGCAACGGGCGAUGUUUGUUAAUCUUCUGGUUAGCAUACCACUUGCCUGUAUUUGGGCUAGUGCAGGACGUAUUCUUGUAAUACUGAGACAAGAUCCAGAAAUAGCAGCUGAAGCAGGAAUUUAUUCACGCUUCAUGAUACCGAGCAUCUUUGCUUAUGGCCUACUUGAAUGCCAGAUUAGGUUUCUACAAGCUCAAAACAAUGUCCUCCCUAUGGUGCUUACUGCAGGAGGCACCGCGAUGCUACAUGUUUUCGGUUGUUGGAUUCUUGUGUCCAAAACCGGACUUGGCAGCAGAGGUGCUGCUCUAGCUAAUGCUACGUCUUACUGGAUUAAUGUGUUCUCGUUAGCUGCAUAUAUUAAGUUAUCUCCCUACUUCAAAAGUACUUGGACCGGAUUCUCAACCGAGGCAUUUUCUGAUAUCCCAAGAUAUCUUAGACUAGCAAUUCCUUCCGCUCUCAUGCUUUGCUUGGAGAUAUGGUCGUUCGAAUUGAUGGUUCUGUUGUCUGGUCUUCUUCCAAAUCCGAAACUAGAAAUGUCAGUUCUUUCCAUCAGCCUUAAUACAUCUGCUAUGGUACAUAUGUUGCCUCAAGGACUAGGUGGGGCUGCAAGUGUAAGAGUUUCGAAUGAAUUAGGAGCUGGACAACCAAAAACAGCUCGUCUUGUAGCACGUACUGCAACAAUCUUAGCUACUACAGAAGGCAUUCUGCUAGCUAUAGUCAUGAUUUCGAUCCAUAAAGUCUGGGGCCAUUGCUAUAGUAACGAAGAAGAAGUAGUAACAUACGUUGCGAAAAUGCUUUUCUUUAUAGCAGCAUCCCACUUCUUAGAUGCACAUCAGUCUGUAUUUUCAGGUAUUGCAAGAGGGUGUGGGUGGCAAAAGAUAGGUGCGUUUGUGAAUUUGGGAACCUUUUAUCUCUGGGGAAUACCUGCUGGUAUGGUGUUAGCUUUUGUCUUCCAUUUUGGAGGAAAGGGACUUUGGUCGGGAAUCAUUCUGUCGAUAUCUGCACAAGCGCUGAUUUACUCCGCUGUUAUUCUGAGAACGAAUUGGGACAAACAGGCAAAGAAUGCAGCAGAUAGGGUAACUCAAGAAUCAACAUGGAAUCAACAUUAAGCACAAAGCAAAUGAAACCAUCCAAGUAUAUGUUGUUCGUACUCUUCAAAAGUGUUGCAGCACUCAUGCCAGAUCCUCCAAAUAUGUUUAGGAAGGAUCGAUUUUGUGUUUUUCAUUUCAUGUAGUAGCGUUUGAUUGGACAUGUUGUAAUGACCCUUCAGGUCAUUUUUCAUAUUUAUGCUUAU
Messenger RNA from Capsicum annuum, 1832 nucleotides. RefSeq names its product protein DETOXIFICATION 16. Gene Ontology annotation, biological process: xenobiotic detoxification by transmembrane export across the plasma membrane. The transcript has 8 exons. The record is from RefSeq and is a predicted model, not a curated record. Gene Ontology annotation, molecular function: xenobiotic transmembrane transporter activity; antiporter activity. NCBI's taxonomy places the organism in Eukaryota, Viridiplantae, Streptophyta, Magnoliopsida, Solanales, Solanaceae. Gene Ontology annotation, cellular component: membrane. Bases 217 to 1647 code for a protein of 476 amino acids.